Molecule: messenger RNA, 1610 nt
Organism: Octopus bimaculoides (California two-spot octopus)
Lineage: Eukaryota; Metazoa; Mollusca; Cephalopoda; Octopoda; Octopodidae
Product: NADH-ubiquinone oxidoreductase 49 kDa subunit
Biological process (GO): mitochondrial electron transport, NADH to ubiquinone
Cellular component (GO): respiratory chain complex I
Molecular function (GO): oxidoreductase activity, acting on NAD(P)H; NAD binding; quinone binding
Source: RefSeq, a predicted model, not a curated record
UCAGACUGAACCGGAAGUAGAAAUUUCGGAGUUCCCAGCAUCUCUGUCAACAUGGCGGUGAUCGGAGGACUUUUAAGGGCAACUGUCCCAAAUAUUUUAUCUUUGUCUAAGAAAAAUAUACUUGGAUAUGCACCGACGCUUUUUGUUUCUAGCCGAGGAGCCAACAAAUGGCUACUGGAUUCAGAGUAUUUAGGAAAAAUGACAGGACCUAUAAUGUACCCUGAUGAAAUCAGUUCAAAAUGGAAAAAUCUCCCAGUUAACCCUCGAGGAGAAGUGAAAGAGAAGGAAGUUCAAAAUGUGACUAUGAACUUUGGUCCACAGCACCCUGCAGCUCAUGGUGUAUUGCGUCUCGUACUUACACUGGACGGUGAGACUAUUGAACGUGCUGAUCCUCACAUUGGACUAUUACACCGGGGUACAGAAAAGCUUAUUGAGUACAAGACUUAUAUGCAGGCCUUACCCUAUUUCGAUCGUUUAGACUAUGUUUCAAUGAUGUGCAAUGAACAAUGUUAUUCAUUGGCUGUGGAAAAUUUAUUAAAUAUUGAGAUUCCAGAAAGAGCAAAAUGGAUCCGAACCCUUUUUGGUGAAAUAACUCGGAUACUCAAUCAUAUUAUGGCAGUCGGUACCCAUGCUUUGGAUAUUGGUGCUAUGACACCUUUUUUCUGGCUCUUUGAAGAACGUGAAAAAAUGAUGGAAUUUUAUGAACGUGUUUCUGGAGCCCGUAUGCAUGCAGCUUAUGUCCGUCCUGGUGGAGUUUCACAGGACUUACCUCUUGGAUUGAUGGAUGACAUCUUUGAUUUUAUUAGCAAAUUUGGAGAGAGGCUUGAUGAAGUUGAUGCUCUUUUGACAGAAAAUAGAAUUUGGAAAUCUAGAACAGUUGACAUUGGUAUUAUAUCAGCAGAAGAUGCCCUCAAUUAUGGCUGUAGUGGAGUAAUGCUGCGUGGAUCAGGAAUCAAAUGGGAUUUGCGUAAAGUACAACCAUAUGAUGCUUAUGACAAAGUAGACUUUGAUAUCCCAAUUGGUCGUAAAGGAGAUUGCUAUGACAGGUAUUUAAUCCGAAUGGAAGAAAUGAGACAAAGUCUGAAUAUUAUUCAUCAGUGUCUAAACAAAAUGCCUCCAGGUGAAAUAAAAGUAGAUGAUCACAAAAUUUGUCCUCCUAAGAGAAGUGAAAUGAAAUCUUCCAUGGAAUCAUUGAUCCAUCACUUCAAGCUAUACACAGAAGGUUAUAAUGUACCUCCUGGUAGUACAUACACUGCUGUGGAAGCACCAAAGGGUGAAUUUGGAGUUUACCUUGUGUCAGAUGGGUCCAACAAACCUUAUAGAUGUAAGAUUAAAGCUCCCGGAUUUGCUCAUUUAGCUGCCCUAGACAAAGUUUCAAAGAAACAUAUGCUUGCUGAUGUUGUGGCCAUUAUAGGAACAUUGGACGUUGUGUUUGGUGAAGUUGAUCGAUGAAGACAUAAGUAGAUGGAUGAAACAAAUCUGUGAAGACCAGCCAUGAUAUAUUGAGAAUUUAUUUACUUAAUGGCUUUUACAUAUAUUUAUCAGAGUUUUAUAGAGUGUCGAUAGACUUUUAUAACAGCCGUUCUGAAAAAUAAACUUGUUAAAUAGUC